AUGAGGUUCGGAAUCUUUAAGGAUAAUUUGAGAUUCAUUGAUGAACAUAACUUUAAGAACACUACAUUUAAGCUUGGGUUGAAUAAGUUUGCUGAUUUAACUAACCAAGAGUACCGAGCCAAGUUCUUGGGCACCAGGACUGACCCAAUGCGUCGAGUCAUGACGUCCAAGAACCCCAGCCGACGUUAUGCUUACUGUGCCGGCGAGAACUUACCGGAUUCGGUUGACUGGAGAGAGCACGGAAUCGUCAGCCCGGUGAAAGAUAAAGGAAAUUGUGGAAGUUGUUGGGCAUUCUCAACAAUUGCAGCAGUGGAAGGCAUAAACACAAAAUUGUGA
Messenger RNA from Hibiscus syriacus, 336 nucleotides. Its product is annotated as germination-specific cysteine protease 1-like. NCBI's taxonomy places the organism in Eukaryota, Viridiplantae, Streptophyta, Magnoliopsida, Malvales, Malvaceae. Gene Ontology annotation, molecular function: cysteine-type endopeptidase activity. The record is from RefSeq and is a predicted model, not a curated record. Gene Ontology annotation, cellular component: lysosome. The transcript has 2 exons. Bases 1 to 336 code for a protein of 111 amino acids.